Molecule: messenger RNA, 1405 nt
Organism: Suillus paluster
Lineage: Eukaryota; Fungi; Basidiomycota; Agaricomycetes; Boletales; Suillaceae
Exons: 2
Coding region: 41-979 (312 amino acids)
Molecular function (GO): protein binding
Source: RefSeq, a predicted model, not a curated record
AGGAAAGCUGUAUUCUAGCUCUCACCAGAAUCCUCCCACAAUGGAUCCUAUGGACGUAGCUUUGAGCAAGUGCUCCAGCAUCGAAGACGAACCACGGCAGGUGCCAGUCGACGCCGGAGCCCCUUUUGACAGAGGGGAUGUCAUAUUACGCAGUGCGGACAAUGUCGAUUUCCACUUUCACAAGCUAUUGCUGUCUCUAGCAUCAUCUUUCUUCUCAAACAUGUUUUCUCUCCCUCAGCCAGGUGCUCUUGAUAACGCUGCGGACCGGACAAAACAGGGUCUCCCCAUUAUACCGGUGGCGGAGAAGAGCAUCGUGUUGCGGAAGCUGUUGGGCUUUUGCUCUCCUGUCUAUGACACGGACGUGCCCGCUCUCGAGAACUUGGACAUUGUCAUGUCCGUCCUCGAUGCCGCCGAAAAAUACGACAUGAAACGGGUCGGUGGAUUCAUCGUUAGAAUGAUAACGGCUCCUAGGUUUCUCGAGGAAGAGGCUAUGCGAGUCUUUGCUAUCGCAUGUCGCUACCGGUCGGAGGAAGAAACUCUCAUAGCGGCAAGAUAUAUGCUGCGUUUUGCAGUGUGGGAGCCUGGAUAUGUGUCUGAAUUGGACUUCAUCUCUGGCUCAGACUUCCAGCGGUUAGUCAAGUACCACGCGAGUUGUGGUCAAGCUAUGAACCAGCUUACCCUUCUGUGGUCUACGUAUCCCCUACCAUUGCUUGACUGCAAGUUCUGUCGCAAGAAGGGAGUUUCUCGCUUGCCCCCCAAAGAAUACCAAGAUAGUGUCAUAGAAGCACUCCGCACUCGACCGUCCGUGGAAAGCCUGCUUAAACCCGAGUGGAUUGACGAUAUGGUGAAGAGAGCCGGAAGCUGUAUUAGUUGUAGAGAGAGCGCGCCGGGGAAGUUUGCUGAAUAUGCAAAGAAGCUAGCCCUCCCAGUGAUGGGGCUUAUCCUAGAGAUUCCCUUGGACAUUAAUUUUCGCUAUUGAUAUUCUAUCUAAUAUAUUAUAAACCGUAUACUGGAACUAGGAAGGAGUUGUUUCAUCUAUAUCUCAUACCCUCUUAGGUGCACUGCAAUUGUGGGCGAGGGCAGGUUCCAUUCACAUCUAGGACGAGUUGGGAUGAAGGGAUUGGAAGAUGGAUUGUAGGAUAUUAUCGAAAUACAUCAUUCUGUAGUCGUUACGCCUUUCCCGACCUUCAUAAUGAUACAAACAGUACACGCUGAUGUAGGUCCAGGCGCUCACCGUCCAAUGCCGCCCGUCCUCCUGUAGCUUCAAAACGAAAAUAUAUAUAUUGAAUCGUCCGUGCUACGGGUAUGUGGAACUGGCGAGGCAAUAUAUAUAGUUUCGUUGCACCCUUUUAAGAGCUAGACCACGGAACUGAGUGUGAAUCAUGAUGCAUGAUGUGUUUACGCG